Chilo suppressalis (striped riceborer) is the source of this 4957-nucleotide messenger RNA. Lineage: Eukaryota; Metazoa; Arthropoda; Insecta; Lepidoptera; Crambidae. The record is from the annotation of a GenBank genome assembly.
CCCGUUAAAAACUUGUUUUAUUUAUUGAGUGAUGUGCCUGAAAACCUAAGAAACAAAUAAUAAACAGAUUUAUUCUUUAAACUGUCAUGUAUAAAAAUACCUUUAUAAGAAUGACGCGGACAUAGCUCGUUAAAGAUGUCUAUUCGCAUAUUUUUAAAAUUAACAGGUUCUGCGUACUUUAGCCGGUCAGGCUCUGAGGGUUGCUCCGAGACCUUAAACAGAGGUCAGACAAAUGUUAUAAAACAUGAUACUUGUUUACAAUGACUACAUAAAAUGAUUAUCUUUCCGAUCAUUAACGUAAAACUUGGUCGAUGGAACUGGUCGGUAGUGUCAUUGUAUUUUUGUGUGUUCUUAUAAGUGUGAACAAUGCUUCCAUAUUGGAGCCCACUAAGGCGAACCCGCUUUUAAGUUAUUAUAUUCCAGAGGCCCGUGAACUUAAAAAUGCCUUGGGGUUACAUGAAGAUGUCUAUUUGAAUUUCACAGAGCUAACGUCAAAAUAUGGAUACAAAUCAGAAGAACACACUGUCACUACCGAAGACGGCUACAUCCUGACCAUAUUUAGAAUCUUAUCAAAAUGCGAUGGGCCGUCUACGUCCUAUCCUGUUUUAAUGAUGCAUGGUUUGAUCGAUAGCUCCGACGUAUAUAUAGUGGCUGGACCUGAUCUUGGACUGGGAUAUGUUUUGAGCAAGAACUGCUACGACGUGUGGGCUGCAAAUCAUAGGGGCAAUGUCUACUCCCGACGACACGUAUCACUUGACCCUGAUAAGGAUAUUAAAUUCUGGGACUACUCUUUCGAUGAACACGGCAACUUCGAUCUACCAGCGACCAUAGAUUAUGUCCUGCAAGUGACUAACAAACAAAAGUUAUUUUAUGUGGGUCAUUCUCAAGGGACCACAGAUUUCUUUGUAUUGACUUCACUUAGACCCGAGUACAAUGACAAAAUUCAGUUGUCAGUACAGCUAGCUCCCGUAGCAUGGAUGACAAAUAGUAUGAGUCCGAUACCGAGGGCAUUAGCUUAUCACGUGAGUCAAGUAAAAGAAUUCUUAGAUGGAAUGGGACUGAGGGAAAUUCUAGGAAAACAUCAAUUGUCACAUUUUGUACUUGAAAUAUUGUGUAGUUUCCAACCCGAGGCAGUAUGCGGUACAACUUACAGGCUCACAAGUGGUCUUGAGCCCGGUACCCUUAAACCGAAAGUAUUAUCUGUUUCCUUGGGACAUUUGUUAGCUGGAACGUCCACAAAGAACUUAGUCCACUUUGCACAAUUGAUAGUGUCCAAGAAAUUCAAGAGAUUUAACGAAGGUUUAGAAGGAAAUAUGAAGAGAUAUCAAAGUUCAAAACCACCGGAAUAUAAUGUUUCGUUGAUUUCUUCCCCAGUUGUUCUCGUGAGUGCUCACCAGGAUUGGUUAUCAUCUUUGAAGGAUGUCGAGACUCUGAGUUCUAAAUUACCCAACCUCGUUGAGAACUAUGUAGUGCCGUUAAAGGAAUGGAGUCAUGUGAAUCAUGUAUACGAUGAGAGAAUCCAAAAAUAUGUGAACCCGAAAAUCUUGGAUUAUUUUAAAGAGUACGAAGUUUAAACAAUAUUGAGUUUGAAAUGUUUGAAUAAAAGAGUACCUACAUGAUAUCACAUAUUUGGAUAAACCCUGUUUGUGAUAAACCUACUACUAUGAUACAACAAGUUUUCAAUAACCACUUGGCCCCAUGGAUAUAAGAUUCAAGAUAUUAUGAUUUUAAGAACCUGAAGAUUUCGAGGGAACUCUUAAAAAAUUGAUAUUGUUUAUACUACUAACUUGUCAUUCAUUCUCGGGAAAUGCCAUUUGGUGAAGAGAAACCAAUGAUGAAGACCACAGAUGACCACCAGAACUAAUCAUUAAUACCCAGGAGUUGUAAGAUUAAGUACUUUAAUUUGUUUGAUAAUUCAUAUAAAUUCGUCGUAGUGCAUAUAAAUGAAGUGUAGCUGAUAGUGUAGUAGGUUCUCGUGGGGGACAGUGUUAUAAGGAGCACAGUAUAGUAGUAUGUAGUAUUCUUAGUUGGCUUUAGUUUGUCCUGACGUGUUUUAUUAGAUUUAUAUGAAGCCAUCUUAAGCCUCGAUGACAUGGGGCGAGUUAACAAGUUACAAGCCAGCGAGUUCGCUAGUAGCUUGUAAAGUCGCCCCGUGUCAUCGGCUUUUUUACCAUCUGCUACUCGAUGAUACGGAACGAGUUUACAAGCUACUAGCGAACUCACUGGUUUGUAACUUGUAAACUCGCCCCGUUUCAUCGAGGCUUUAAGCAGUCAUCAAACGUCAAAUAGCCAAGGGGGCGUCCAUAAAUUACGUGAGGUGUUUUUUUGGACUUUCUGUCCCUCCCUCCCCCCCUGGUGAGAUGUCGUGAGAUUUUGUUCAACCCCCUCCCCCAUCCCCCAAUCUCACGUGAGAUUUUUCAAAAUGUGGGUUUCUUUCGUAAACGCGUUGGAUAGUUAUUGUAAAAAGAAAAAAAAUGCUUCGUGCUUUUAUUUACGACUAGUUAAGACUAGUAAUCAAUAUUACUGAGAGUUAUAAGUGUAAUAAAAAUUUAACAAUAGAAUACAUAAUAGAUACUACUGUGAAAAAAAAUGCGUGAUAUUUGCCGAGACCCCCCCUCUCUUCAACGUAAGAUUAGAUGAGAUUUGACUCGACCCUCUCCUCCCCUUAAACAUCUCACGUAAUUUAUGGACGCCCCCCAAGUACGAUACAGAGAUAUUCCGAAGGUUACACUGUCACUAACUCUUCCUGAAUAACUCCUCAACAAUCAAGGUCCCUGAAUCGGUUUUAGUUUUUAUUAAAAAAAUGAUUUGUUAAACACCAUCUAAUCCAUAUUAUGUCAAAGUCAUUAACUGAGGUUACAUGUUUUAUGUUUGUUUUCACACAUAUAAUAUACAGCCGGUUUUAACAGGACAUUACACAUUGUCAAUGAUGAAGACGUCGUCGGCACGGCGAGAAAUACCAAGAGACAACAUUAUUAGUUUGACAUUGUAGCCUAGUUUAUGAUUUCAUUUUUAUAAACUAGAUCUCGAUGAUACCAAACUGGAUUUUGUCUAAGUAGAAUACACAGAACGAAGCAAGAUGUUUUGAUCUGUUAGAUUAUAAUAGAUUCCUCUUCGUUUCUUAGUUAGAAGUCUACUCCUUUAAUUCCAAACUAUCUCUUUGCCAAAAUACAACCUUAUCGGCUCAGUUGUUCAAACAUUUAAACUAAACAGACUGAUAGGAAGUUUAUUUUGCAUUUAUAGUAUUAGUGUAGUAGUAUGGAUACAAAGCAGGAUUAAAAUGAUUAAUGGUUUCUUAUUUUAAUUUAUAAGUGGUUUUUGCUCGAAAAUUUUCACUCGUCGUUUGUUAUUAUAUGUUUAAGCUCUUAUAUGUUCUUAUUAUUUUCUAGGUACAACAUGGCAAUGGUAGCUUUUUCUUGUUUUGUUUACAAACAUCAUACACAUUUUACAGGUUUUGUGUGUGUGUUUUUUUUAAAUAUAAAUGUUAAGAUAUUGUUGAACAAAUAAUAAAGUUUACUACAUUAUAUUAAUAACACUUACUGCUUUUUUUUUUCUCAUUAAAAGUUUGAGAAUCAGAAAUUAAAAACAGGUGGCCGAGGGGUUAUGGUAUAGUAUAUUUUUGGACCGGCUCAAUAAGCUCUUUCAUUUGAUUUCACGAUAGGUUUUUAAGAAAAAAAAUCAAAUCCCAAAAAAUACCCCUCCUAAAUUAAAAAUAAAUAUUUAUAAUAAAACUAGCAAACCCGGCGAUCUCCGUUUCGCCACCAGAUGGCUUCGUUUUAUGUAACAUUUCGUUUGGUGACUAAAAGAAGUUUUUUUUUAAUUUUUCCUGAAUUUUCUUUGCUAUAAACCUCACGGAGCCCGAGACCUUUCCAACGAAUGCAAAACCGUGGAAAUCGGUUCGUGCGUUCUGGAGUUAUAGCGUCAGGAAGGAAAACCCGACUUAUUUUUAUAUAGUUUAUAAUAAAAUCAUUCUGAAUGGCAGGCAGCUCAGUUCCGAUCGGGUUGGAAUUUCUUGGCCCCAUGUCCAGCACUGGGCGUCUAAGCUGAUAUGAUAAAUCGUUCUGACUCGAGUGUAGAAAUAAUGUUAUAGUGAAUUGCUGUGGUGUGAAUAAGGUAAUGGGCACCUGCUUUGUUUUUCCUCCGUGGGCACCUGAGACCUAAGAACGAAUUUUGACAAUCCUAUAAUCGUAUCGCAUCGCCGUAAGAAUAAACUAGCUUUUUCCAUACAAAAUUUGACAUUGACGGUUUGUUUGAUUGACGUUAUAAGAUUACGGAAUUCUCAAAAUUCGUGUUAGGGCCUGUGUUCGCCAUGAUAUUCUUCUAUCAGAAUUCAGAUAUCAGAUCUGAUAUUCUUUAGCUAGCAUGCACGAAGAGCUGUGACCAACAGUGUCUUUUAGUUUCAAAUAAUGAAAAUUAAAACAUACAUUGCGUUGCUUGACAACUAUGAGCAAGUUUUAUUAAAAUUAAUAAGAGGCGAUUAUUAGUUACAUAAAAAAGAUAUACUUGCAGUUGGUAAACUUACCGGGAAAAACGAACUAUUUACAUGCGUAUAUGUGUGCAGAACCUUUGGUACCACUUAACCUGUUUUAUACUUAUCUAAUUUCGUUAAUGUCAGACACUGAAUAUCAUAUGAUGUAACUCCGAUAAUUGUCAUCGUUACGCCAAAUUACUAUCUCCUUACAACUUAAUACCAACCUAAUUUCCCUUAAUAGAUGUCACAAUCAUAGUUUAACGUCUAACAUUGUAGUGUAUGUUCAAUACACUACACUCAGUUCUAUAAAUCAAUUUAAUCAAUGCUUAUGUUCUAGGAAGAAAUGGCAGCAAUGGUUUGUUUAUGCUAUUGCAUAGAUUCAACGCAUCACCGCGGUCGUCGGUUCAAAUCCCGAACUCGUUUUUUGAAGUUAUACUUCUUUAGGCGCGUUAUGAAAAAAUGAUGAGAGUGAAAUUUUAAGAUGCG